Messenger RNA from Ctenocephalides felis (cat flea), 907 nucleotides. Its product is annotated as membrane-associated progesterone receptor component 1-like. The record is from RefSeq and is a predicted model, not a curated record. Bases 113 to 682 code for a protein of 189 amino acids. The transcript is spliced from 3 exons. Lineage: Eukaryota; Metazoa; Arthropoda; Insecta; Siphonaptera; Pulicidae. Gene Ontology annotation, cellular component: membrane; endomembrane system.
GCCGCGCUUAGUGCAUGCGAGCGUCGCUGUCGCUGUCGCGUUGCACUUGAAAGGUGAGCAUGAGUUGCGUGCUUUGUUGUGAUUUCAUUCCAUUACCAUAUAGUCAACAAAAAUGGCCGAAGAAAACGUUUCAACUGAGUCAUCCGGGCUGUUCACGGGCCUCUUUUACGAAAUUAUACAAAGUCCUUUAAACCUUUUACUAAUCGGCUUAAUUGCCAUCCUGGUGUACAAAAUAAUUAAGAGUAGACAAAGCAUAAACAGACCAGUGCACGUAGAACCACAACUGCCAAAGCUAAGGAAAGACUUUACAGUCGAAGAACUCAAGAAGUUCGAUGGCAAUCAACCUGAUGGUAGAGUUUUAGUCGCUGUUAAUGGAAAUGUUUAUGAUGUUACUAAAGGGAAAAGAUUCUAUGGACCUGGGGGUCCAUACUCUGCAUUUGGUGGCAGAGACGCCUCCCGCGGUUUGGCUACAUUUUCGGUGACAAGUUCAGAUAAGGAGUAUGAUGACCUUAGUGAUUUAAAUUCUAUGGAAAUGGAGUCUGUACGAGAAUGGGAAAUGCAAUUCAAAGAAAAAUAUGAUCUUGUGGGUAGACUUUUAAGACCAGGUGAGGAACCGACAAACUACUCAGAUGAAGAAGAGGAAACUCCAACACCUUCGGGAGAAAAGACCAAGGAUGAAUAAUGUAUAUGUAUAUAUAUGUUAUUUGGUUUUAUAUAUUGGUUAAUUUAUAAUUAUUGUAUAAUAUAAUUAUAGAGCUUUUAGACAUUGUCAAGUUAUUACGUAAGUGUUAAUUUUUUUAUAUAAAAGUUUAUAUUUAAAUUAAGCUAUUUAAAAAGCAAUGUAUCUAAUAUAUUUGUUACAAUUUGCUGCAUUGAUAAAUUAAAUGAAUUGUAACAGAAAUCUAAC